GUCGACGCUUCCGCCCAGUUUUCCGAUGUUCAUUGCUCGAGUUGAAAAUGGAGUUCGAUUAAAGCAGAUGUCCAACAACUUCUUCGGGAAAAUGUAACUCACUGUAUUUGCCUUUUGUAUGUCAAUUUCUUAAUAUAAAUUAUGUUGUACAUUUUUCUAGCUGUGGAGGCUAUAAUUCAACGUACACCGACACAUUGACGGACCAACCAGCGCUUUUUAAGUGUUGUCCUGGACCUGAAGUUGGAGAGGGGAAUGCUCGAUAACUAGCCACUAAUAACGUGCCAAAUGUCGGUUUUAUUUUGUACACUUUUUAGCAUCUGAACGCAUUGGAUUUCGUUUUACCGAAGAGGAUGACGAAGAUGUGCAUUUUGUUGAGGUUGGAUUUUACUUCCAAGGAAAAUAAAAUUAAUAAUCGGUUGUCACUCCUCGCAAUUGAGUUACAAAAUUAGCUAGGCUACUUGGUUUUCCUAAAAGAGCUCAGUUAUGCAUGCAGCAUUGUAAGACAAUUAACUUUUAUACAAUAUCUAGUGAUUCUUUGCGAAAGAAAAUGGUGAUAUUUGCGGUUUAUUUCCCCGCCGUCACUGCGUCCUCGAUGCUAUUGCCAGGAUUUGGAUCCCCGUGAGAAAAAAUGAGCGAAGAUUCAACAAAUCCAAACGAUGACUGCAGCAGCACAACACAUAAGAUGGCCAACAUAUGAUGCAAUUGAAGAUCAAGGAAGAUGGUGGGAAAAGAACAUGACAGUUAUGCGCGUGUGAGAGCAGUGGUCAUGACUCGGGAUGACUCCAGUGGUGGGUGGCUGCCUCUGGGAGCUGGGGGCCUCAGCUGCGUCACCGUCUACAAAGUCAGCCGGACACCGGACAGUGACAGCAGCACCACGGCAGACUUCCUCAUCAAGGGGGAGCGGCUCAAAGACAAAUCGGUUGUUCUGGAGUGUAUUCUAAAGAAGGACCUGGUCUACAACAAGGUCAACCCCAUAUUUCACCAUUGGAGGAUCAACGACAAGAAGUUUGGCCUGACCUUCCAGAGUCCUGCAGACGCCAGGGCCUUUGAUAGAGGGAUCCGCAGGGCCAUCGAGGACAUCAACCAAGGCUGUCCUGCGUUUGACGACUCGGACUCUCUUGAAGAUGGAUUACAGCCCCUGUGUGAGGCGCUGCCCUCCAUCUGUACGCCAAUGAAGGAGCCCUUUUCCCCACUGAGUGUCCACAAUGUGGUGUCCACAGAACCCUACCGGGGCUGCUACGUCCGCGCUCAGCCCUUUGACCAGUUUCCCUCCAGCAACCACCACUACCUGCCGCCUCAGGUGUCCUUCAAGUCUACGCGCCAUGUGAGCUUUCACAUGGAUGAGGAGGAGAUUGUAAGGAUCAACCCUCGUAAGGAUGUUCUGAUUCGCGGCUACGAGGACUACCGCCACCCAGUCAUGUGGAAGCAGGAGGCAGAGCGAGAGGACCCUGACUUCCCUGCCCUGUUCCACAAACUGGACAGCAAGAAGUGUGAGUACCUCUUCCCUGAGGGGCCGGGCAUGGAGUCCCACUCAGGCCCUGGAAGUAUGGGCAUGGGCACAGGACUGGGGCUAGGGCUGGGUAAAGACUCCUCCAAGGUGCAGCCCUCACCGCUGCUCAAGUCCAAAAAAGGGCGGCGGAGGCGGGAAGACGGGGAGCGUUCUCGCUGCAUCUACUGCCGGGAAAUGUUCAACCAUGAGGACAACCAGCGGGGCCAGUGCCAGGAUGCUCCUGACCCCAUCAAGCAGUGCAUCUAUAAAGUCAGCUGCAUGCUUUGUGCCGAGAGCAUGCUGUACCACUGCAUGUCUGACUCGGAGGGAGACUUCUCGGACCCGUGCUCGUGUGACACGGCUGACGAGCAGUUCUGCCUGCGCUGGCUGGCCCUGACGGCACUGUCCUUCAUCGCUCCCUGUAUGUGCUGCUACCUGCCUCUGAGAGCAUGCCACCACUGUGGGGAGGCCUGCAGAUGCUGCGGGGGCAAGCACAAGGCCGCUGGGUGACCUGACUGAACUCUGACCCCUCACAUGGGAUGACCUACCCACAACACAGCUAGCUGACACAGGAAAGCGGAAAAAAGCUGGGUAUUCAAAUGCCGGCAACCUUGUUUUUCAUUCACCUCAGAGGGGGUGACAUGUUGUUGUAGACGCCGGGCUCUGGAGGUCUUUUGUGUCCUUCGACGCAGAGAGCAGCGGAAGACUAACCUUGUGCUUUACGGGCUCUGAGCGUGAAGUAGAGUUCAGGAGCUGAACGCGAGGAGAAGGCAUUGAGACUAGCAGACAUGGAAAUAUUAUUAAACACUCGUACAUAAUACACACAACAACCAGGCCACCAUGUCACUCUCCCUACAAGUAAUGUGUAACUUUAUGAAGGAAUAUUGUCUUUUGUACAGAGAGCAGCAACUACACAACAACAACAGCUAAAAAAAUAAAAGAAAACAUUUGUGCAUACAGAAAACAAACUUGAAGUAUGCUAAAAGGGAUAUGUUGUUGUGAACUUGUAGUUGGGUAACAUUGGCAGGUCCUUUAUGACUUGAGCAUUCGCUGACGGUGUAAUUGUUAGAGAAGGUGCACUAGAAAUGUUUAUCCCCCUUCACACAAUUCUAAUGGUACAUUAACCUUAAGACCAUUCUUAUUGAGUCAUUUAACAGUUGCUGUGGUGGAUGUGUACAUGUUUCCUUAUUAUUCCUAUUCAUCAAUUGUUGAACAAAAAAAGAAGGUAACACCUUUUUAUCUUUUGCUGGUACAGUCUGACAUAGCUAGAUGUUAGAAUGAUUUCCUUGUUUUGGUAAGGUGAUGUGGACCACUUAAUUGCAUUCCAACAAAGUGAUCAAUUCCAUGAGCAGGAGCGAAAAUAUGGUAAUGUCUUUUGCAGUCCUCCAUCCCCCGAACUAGUCAAGAAUUAAUGUUAGCACUUCUUGACUCACCUUCCAUGAGACCAAAAUUCCAGGUACUUUAACAGAUUUUCUAUUUUGACUCCAUCACAUCUUCGCUUCAUGGUAAAACUGUUGUUUUUUAUUUAAAGCUGAAGUUUUUCCGGUUAAUGUUGGUGAGUAAGGGGUCUUGAGUGCCCCUUUGUUGAACAAGGCACUUAAAUUAAACUAGUUUGGGGAAAACCUUUUGUUUUUAUUAGUCUGAAACUAGAAAUUACCAACUAAAACUCUAAUUUUGUGUGCGAAAAGCCAACCUUGAAAGCACUGGUCUCCAAGCUUUGGUUACAGCACCAUCUUCAAAUCUCAAAAGUACUUGAUGUCUGUCCCCUUGUGGAUUGAAGCAUUUGUAACGAGUCAAAUGUACUACUGUUAAGUCAUUUUGCAGCUUGUCCAUGGUAAGUCAGAGAAUACAUAGUUUAACAUUGGCCCAGUCAUGAAUGAACAGGUACCUCAUUUUAAAUGUCAAAGGGCAUUUGCCUAUAAGUAAUUAUAGCAUAUGGGUAUGAUUGUUUGUUACACACUAUAUGUGCGUAGGUCUUCAUAUGCAGUGAGAUGUCAAGCACAGUGAUCAUAGAAUCUGAUAACUAUGUUGACUCGUUGUUACAAACCUGACUUUGUUGAAAGCUGAUGGGGAGAUGCAGUAUGAAGGUCCUUGUUGAAAUCCAUAUUUCACUCCGAGGAACAUAGCCACAAUAACUGUAGACAUACCUCUGGUUGUAUUCAUUUGAUGCUGCGUCUUUAAAAGACAGUAUGUUAUUGCUAAUUCCACUGUUUUAAGAAAUCUGUCUGCCUGUGUUCCGGAAUUGUUUUUGAGAACAAAGAAAUUGGUUUAUUUGAUCAUUUAGGCCAGCGGUGUCAGUCAUUCCACGGAGGGUUGAGUGUCUGGGUUUUUGUUUUUUUCCUUUCAAUUAAGACCUAGACACCCAGGUUAGGGGAGUUCCUUACUAAUUAGUUCAUCAAUCAAGUACAAGGGUGGAGCAAAAACCCUCAGACACUCCAUGGAAUGAGUUUGACAUGUGAUUUAGACAAAAUCGUUAUCAAAAGGAUUUAAAGUCACCCCUAUUUAAAAAGCUUGUCAUUUCAGCCCUGUACUGUAACCAAUAGAUAUGCACACCAUCCCCCGGACCACCCCUUCUUGAGAAGGACGUGGCAACCCUGUCGUCGCCAGACUGUAUGGGGGGCAGUCAACUUCUUCCAUAUCCCUCUCUUAUGCCCCAAGCGAGGUACCAACCAACACUCUUUACUUUCUAUGCAAACUGUUGACCAUGAGAAACACAUAGACCUCUCCACACUGAGUCAGUGACAGGAAACUUUACUAACGCUAUGUAGACGUUACCCCAGGUACUAAACUCCAAGCACCUAUAAAUAAGUAACACUAUAUUUAAAUACGAGGAUCAGAAUCCCAUUUUGUUUUUUGGAAAUUAAGAGAGCUGUAUUUGUCAUUGCUGUCAGCAUAUACUGUAGCUUCAAUUGACAGCAUUAUGUACAUAGGUCACCUUUUAGUAUUAUUUCACAUUGAAAGUGGAGGGCGUUCAUGAUGGAAAUGACAAUUGAGCUUUUAAUGGAGUUUCAUUCUAGUUUUCUAUGAAGGGAGGAAGGGAGUGCUAACAUGGUACAGUAGUGGCAGUCCACUUAUUUAUAUAUAUAUAUAAAGCUGCUAGAUACAAUCACUAAUUCUUUUAUUGAUUUGAGAGAAAAGUCAGCACCUAGUUCCUAUGACCGCAUAUAACCAUGUGUGUGCGUGCUCAUUUGGUUGGUUUAUCCAUGUUUUUAUUCUCCCAUGUUGUAAUUUGGAUUGCCCUGCAUAUUUCAAGCUGAACCCAAGAUGAGAUGAACCUGAUUUAAAAACUUGCUGGCUGAGGAGUAAAGGGUAGGACGUACAUUCAUACAAGUUUAGCUGAGAGAUACUGAAAUCAUCUGUUUCAUUCUGCAUUAACCAGCACAGUGUAACUCGCUAUCAUGUACUGUAUUAUAUAUGCAACAUGUUUGUCUGCUUUAAUAUAUUUAUGUUUAACUGUCAGUUAACUUUGCAUAAGACUUCAGUUCUUAACCACUUUGCUGCUAGUCUUUUAUUCUUCUUUCAGUCUUGGAAAGUGCAUAUUUUUGGAAUGCUUAAAAAUGGACAUUCUUGACUUUGUCUGCGUUAAAAAGAUAUGCCUAUAUAAACGUGUUCAGUGUAUUGCUUAAAAGGGUUUCUUUUCACAGCAGUGGAGUGGUUACUUUUCAAUUCUCCAAUGCUUUGGUGCACUGAUGAUGUAUGUAGGUUUUUUUUCUUACAGCGCUUGAUGAUGUAACAUUUCUGUGAUUAGUUCUAAAUUGUGGAAAACAUUUGUGUUUUGUAAAUUGCAGUAUAAAUGGUACUCUUAAUUCUUCCUUUCUCAUGCCUCUUUUCUAUCAGUUUCUUAGUGCCAUUGGCUUCACAUCCUGACAACCUUGAAAAAGUGCCUCACGUCCAUCAUAGUUUCCAUCUAAAACUUAACAGCUCUUGUUCUGGUUAUAUUGGUUUAUAUAUGUCUCGGUAUUUCUACCAUGGUUUGAAAAUUCUAAGUAUAUGAUGUAAAAUAUAUAGUUCAAUAACUCAUGUCAUAGUUGUAUUUUCUUUAUACAGAUGUAACUUGUUACUUUUCAUAAAUAUAUCAUGUAAAUAUGCAUACACUUGUAAUUUGUCAUAUCAAAUAACAUUAUCAUAAUAAAAUGGUGAGUUUUAA
Messenger RNA from Oncorhynchus tshawytscha (Chinook salmon), 5636 nucleotides. RefSeq names its product sprouty-related, EVH1 domain-containing protein 1. The coding region runs from base 719 to 1999 and encodes 426 amino acids. Gene Ontology annotation, biological process: multicellular organism development; negative regulation of MAPK cascade. Gene Ontology annotation, molecular function: protein kinase binding. Gene Ontology annotation, cellular component: membrane. The record is from RefSeq and is a predicted model, not a curated record. The transcript has 7 exons. NCBI's taxonomy places the organism in Eukaryota, Metazoa, Chordata, Actinopteri, Salmoniformes, Salmonidae.